Molecule: messenger RNA, 1355 nt
Organism: Gossypium raimondii (Peruvian cotton)
Lineage: Eukaryota; Viridiplantae; Streptophyta; Magnoliopsida; Malvales; Malvaceae
Exons: 4
Coding region: 104-820 (238 amino acids)
Biological process (GO): protein polyubiquitination; SCF-dependent proteasomal ubiquitin-dependent protein catabolic process
Cellular component (GO): SCF ubiquitin ligase complex
Molecular function (GO): protein binding
Source: RefSeq, a predicted model, not a curated record
UCAAUAUUCACUUGAAGAAGAAAACAAAUUCCCAUACGAAAAAUAAAAUUAUUUUAUCAAUCAUUAAUUUUUAUUUUUCAGUUUUAGCCGAAAAAAAAAAACCAUGAAUGAAUCUGAUUAUACAUACAGUUCAAUCCCAAACGAUGUAGCUCUCAAAAUUGCUUCUUCCCUUGCGGUGACUGAUCUUUCCUGCUUGAGUUGUUGUUCUCGGGUCUGGAGGGAUUUAUGGGGCUCCGAUUGUUUAUGGGAACCCUUAUUUAAACAAAGAUGGCCUCUUUUAUAUGAAGAUGUCUUGAAAGACCCCGACUUCAAGGGUUGCAGGGGAUUUUACAUAAAGCAGCACAAGGAGAUGAAGGAUCAAGCUGAUUCGGUUAUUAAAUUUGUAGAAAAAUGUUUGCAAUCCGAAUCAAUCCAGGUCAAUGACUAUCUGAAAGCGAUUGAAUGCCUGAAAUUGAUGGGGUUCGGGUUUAAAGAUGUUCAAAUGUUGCUGCUCAAACCAAAGCUGAAUGUUUUGCUCAACCUGGUUGGACUUCAUUACUGCCUUAACAUCCUUAAAGUGCCGGCUUCGGAUGUCAUGGAAGCGCUCAAUAGUAGCAACAUUAAAAACCGCCAAAUUUGUAUCAAAUGGUGGAAGCUCGGCAGAUGGUUCUAUGGAUUUCGUAUGCGGGAUGAAUUCCAUUUCCGAUGUCUCUCUCUAGAAGAUCUUGCAUCGUCGAAAGACGAUGAAGACGUCCUGGGGGUGCUUCAACGAGGAGCCAUUCAUGAGGUUUUACAAGUUCAGAUAUCCAUUGUUAGUUCCAGAAGCAAUGCCUGGGCCUAAUUAAAGCUUGCAAUCACCAGUUUAAACAAUGGGGAGAAUAAGGUAAAAGAAUCAUAGAGGUCUUUGUACUAAGAGUCAGAUUGCAAUUUGUCCCUUUUACUCAACAAAUCGGCAAAUUAAUCACUGUACGUUAGAUUAAAAAGUAAAUUGAUCCUUCUGAUAAAAAUUCAAUCCAUUUUACAGUUAAAAAUUGAUCUUUGUACGACUGUAUAAGGUACAAGGGGCAUGUCACUGUUUGAUUAUUUUUCAGCGAUACCAGUUUUUAACAGUAGAAAUGAAUGAAAAUUUUAAUAAAAAUGACUAAUUUGCUAUUUGAUAUAGUGUACAAGGACGAAUUUAUUUUUUUUUUGAGUAAAGGGGGCAAAAUGCAAUCUGACACUUGGUAUAGGAACUCCAUGGUAUUUUUACAGGCAAAACAAUGAAUAAAUGAUCCGCAGAUGUACAGUGUUUGUGUAAGUUAAUAUUUAUAUAGAUCUAUUGCAGACUAAUAUAUAACUUUCUUUAUCAAUUUUAUUUGCAAUUAUUUGAUCUUUUA